AUGAAGCCGUCUAGCAUUCUUUCCAUCUGCGGGCGCAUCAGCUUCGACGGCUAUAAGGUAUAUCGAAUAGACACGAAUAAUGACAUAGCGAGCCUGGAGUCGGCACUUGAGGCACUGCCCAUCGUCCAACUCGCUCGGGAUCAUGGCCGCGGUGAACAUUCGGCCCUCGAUAUCGCGGUCCCCCCCGAGCACCGUGCGGCCAUCGAGUCGCUCAAUCUUACCAUGACCGUCCUCAGCGAGGAUCUGGCCGGCGAUAUUGCGGCUGAGGGGUUACCGGGCGACUACCCGGUGCUCGACGGAAACGGCAUACCUGCGAUAUCUUGGUUUGACUCCUAUCACGCCUACGAAGACCACGUCCGCUAUUGGGCCGAUCUCCAGGCUGCCUUCGCUAACAACUCCGAGUUGAUCCAAGUGGGAUUCUCGUUCGAGGGGCGGCCCAUCCAGGGCAUCCAUCUUUGGGGCAAGAGCGGCAAGAAUUCCAAGCCCGCCAUAUUCUUCAACGGGAACGUGCACGCGCGAGAAUGGAUAACUUCAAAGGUAGUCGAAUACCUGCUAUAUCAGAUAAUCACGGGGUACCCGACCGAGACGGCCGUUCGGGAGGUAUUGGACGGUUACGACUUUUACGUCUUACCGGUCGUAAACCCAGACGGUUUUGUGUACUCGCAGACGGAAAAUCGCCUCUGGAGAAAGAAUCGGCAACGGAGACAGAAUACGACGGCAAUCGGGACAGACAUAAACCGGAACUGGUCCGUGGGGUUCGGGGGCGAUGGAUCCUCCUCCAACCCCGGCUCAGAGACCUUCAGGGGCUAUCAGCCGGGCGACACUCCGGAGUGUGCCGCCCUGAUGGACUUUGCCCAAGCACUAUCUGCAGACAAGGGCAUAAAGCUAUAUAUCGACUGGCAUAGUUACGCGCAGGUCAUCUUGCUCUCCUAUGGCUAUACGUGCGACGCGUUCCCGCCAAACAUCGAUAGGCAGAUAGGCCUGGCGGCGGGGACAGCUGCUAGGAUUGCGCAGCCGUACAAUACGACGUUUGACUACGGUCCAGGCUGCCUGGUCCUCUACCAGUCUAGCGGUAAUGGCAGAGACUACAUGACGGACGCUGCCGGAACCGAAUUCGCAUGGGGCGUUGAGCUCAGGUCUACCUCUUACGGCUUCGUCCUUCCCGCUGACCAGAUCUUACCCAGCAGCAUAGAGGUCUGGGAAGGGAUGCUAUAUCUAUGGGCUAACUUAUAAGUAUAUUAGCACAAACAGGCCGUCCAUCUCCGCGAUUCACCGCUUCUCCGGCCGGCGCGGUUACUGACAGGAAUUCGAGCAACGAGCUCGCAGAGUGCAAGCUUCGCCUACCUAAUAUAUAGCAUCCUUUCUUGCUCAUCUCCUCUAAUCUCGGUGUAUUUAUCGACAGGGGUUCCACCGAUUACGUAUAUACCUAGUAAUAUAUUA
This is a messenger RNA of Durotheca rogersii, 1440 nucleotides long. RefSeq names its product zinc carboxypeptidase A. Gene Ontology annotation, biological process: proteolysis. The record is from RefSeq and is a predicted model, not a curated record. The transcript is spliced from 6 exons. Lineage: Eukaryota; Fungi; Ascomycota; Sordariomycetes; Xylariales; Xylariaceae. Gene Ontology annotation, molecular function: metallocarboxypeptidase activity; zinc ion binding. Bases 1 to 1233 code for a protein of 410 amino acids.